AUGGAGGCGGAGACACAAAAAUUCACGGAAUCUUCCGCAGAAGAAGUUCCACACGAAGUGAAAGAAGCAGUCCAACCUGAAGGCUUGUUGGGCAGGAAGACACUCCUCGAACAGCUCUUUUCCGAUGCACUCAAACGGGUUGCUGAUGCGGUCACGGUCCACCAAAGUAAAGUUAAUUUUGAAACGGAAUAUCUCGAUCCUGUUGAAGAAGAACUUUCAGUCGUGAUGCAUGCAGUGGAGCUUUUUCAACAAAUUGUCAUUCCACCUGUAGUCGAGAUAGCAAAACUGCCAUACGAGGCUUUGCGGACUGCGUCUGAAUUUGUCGACGAUAUUUUCCGGACUAUCGUGGAUCCAGAAAUGACUCUCAGUGAAGAUUCGUCGGACAGUGGACUCGGUUCCGUUGAUGGUUCCUGUGACAGCCAAAAGACGUAUAAUAUUAGAUCGACUGACGACUUGCAAGAGAACAGAGCAGAUCUUGAAUGCAUUUUUGCCAGAGGAGAGGCUCCAAAAAGACCCCCUUUAGGCGUAGUCGUAGGACGUGUCCAUGAAGCAGGAGCCACAGACCUGUAUAACCUUGCGAUGAAGAUCUGGUGGUCUGGCAAGCUCGCUUUUCAAACUCGUUGUGGAUCCUCCAGGGACAUUUACAUGAUUCAGAAUUUGAUACACAGUACAUUGGACAUUACAGCUUACGCAUAUAUCGGGACUUUUGCCGAUCCCCUGGGCCCCGGAGAAUAUAUGGAUAAGAAGCCAUCUCUCAUUUAUGACUAUACCGUGGAUUUCGGGACCAUCUGCCCCGAGAUGAACGAACAAGCAAAUCAGGUCCAUCUCGGUGUAAUCAACAAUGAACACAUGUACAGGAAUGUCGUGGACGUUCUCAGGAAAGUGGGCGAAACUGAAGAUGGAGGGCACAUUCUGCUGGGGAAAGCCAUGCUGAGAGAUCCACUUGAUUUCCCCGAAAACGGCGACAUUCUUGCGGCGUUUUGGUCUGGCGUUUCGUACGACCACGACGCCUUCGAGUCCUCUCGCGGAGACUUCAGGCUCGGCGACCUGGAUCGAUCCUUCACAUACAGACACCAGAGCAUUCUCGAGGUACUUCGACGAUUUCUUCCACUUCUGGAACUCGUUGCAGACCCUACGUCUGUGGCCCCCCUUCUCUACGAUAGUGCUCUCCGCUGGAAGUUAGGACGCGAGCCCUUGUCUCCUUCCCAAGCUUUCGCCUCAAGAAACUAUAGGAUGGGCGGUGAGCCUUCUGACCCUCAAUUCCGGCUGCGGCCACUUCCAAGCGGCACGCCCGUGUCGCAUCUGAGUGGCGCUCUUCUACCCCGAGUAAGUGUCCUCGACCUUCUCAAGAAGCUUACCAACGACUCCGAAAGGUUGUCCAUCGCCGGUGUUGACGCGGAGUCCCAGGAGGACGCACAAUAG
Molecule: messenger RNA, 1422 nt
Organism: Neospora caninum
Lineage: Eukaryota; Apicomplexa; Conoidasida; Eucoccidiorida; Sarcocystidae
Product: protein with signal peptide plus Thr stretch,possible mucin, related
Exons: 4
Coding region: 1-1422 (473 amino acids)
Source: RefSeq, a predicted model, not a curated record